AGCAUCCUCAUAACAUCCUGCUUGUCUUUUAAUGCAGAACGCUCCUUAAUUUCCCUUUGGAAUCAACAAAGUACCAAUCUGUCACAGGUAUGGAAAGAACCCAACAGCAGCACCACCAAGUCAGGAUUGACUCAGUCUUUAUUAGAAGCAAACAGAGCACUUCAGCUAGCAAAUGAGGCAGGAUCUGGAAUCAACAGACAGGGUUACCGAAGCUUAGACAAGGAGAUGUCCUAGGAAGGUCAGGUCUGGAUCAAAUAACAGGUUCUGGGAAGUGUUCAUGAAGCGAAGACUGGCACUCCCUGGCAAGAGUCAAGGGAGUGCAGCUGAAUACAACCCCUGGCAAAAAUUAUGGAAUCACCAGUCUCGGAGGAUGUUCAUUCAGUUGUUUAAUUUUGUAGAUAAAAAGCAGGUCGCAGACAUGACACAAAACUAAAGUCAUUUCAAAUGGCAACUUUCUGGCUUUAAGAAACACUAAAGGAAAUUCAGAAAAAAAGAUGUCGUAGUCAUGUGUAACAUAUAGUUACUUUUUUAGACCAAGCAGAAGGAAAAAAAAAUAUGCAAUCACUCAAUUCUGUAGAAAAAAAAUGAAGGAAUCAUGAGAGAAAAAAAAAAACAAUGACAAAAGAACACUUCAACACACCAUUAGUAUUUUGUUGCACUGUAGCAGUUGAAGGAUGACUGAGGCGCAGGUGCUCUACACGUCUUUAUUAGUCCGUGACAACAGCAACAGAGAGUGAACGUGGCGCUGAGCGCCAAACUCUAUGGGCACUUAACACGCCCCUUUAUCCAUAACCCUACUGAGUGAGAGGUAUGCCCCUCAGUGCCCGCCACAGCAAACAUUUUUUGCCAGGGGUUGUAUAUAGGUAGCAGUGGUUGAGCAGAUUAAAGGAACAAAGGCAAGAGUUGAACAUAUUCAAGGGACAGACAGUUUUGAAGGCUUCAUCAACUCAUUAGAGAGCCGCUCGCCGCCUCAUUUGGGAGUUAUUGUUCUAAAGAACGAAAAGGUAACCCCUCCCUCCAUCGUCUGAUAACUGCUGGGAUUGUCUCUAGAUUAGAGGUCCCAAAUAGAUGUGUUAGAAAGUGAAUGGUUCCUUGGUUAAACAUGACUUUAUAUUCUUUGUCAGUUACCAUUUCACUCAUUUGAAUACAACAACUGAGAUACUGAGCUAAAAUUUGGUUUUUAUCUUUUGCAGAAUGCGUGAUUAACUUCCCAGGCUGCCCUGCAACUAUUCUGCUCAAGCUUGCCUUCAUGUGUCUCACAAUGCUAUGCCUUUAUUUAUUUUUUUAUGUUACUUACAACAAGCCCAGCUACAAAGGAGUCACGUUGUGGUCUUACCAGGAGAAAGCCAACCACUCCUGUCAGUGCACACAGGACAAAGUCCAGCAGCCACCUCCAGCCGAAAUACAGGUAGAAUCCAAAGAGGAUGUCAUAGUGCUAAUCUGGAUGUGGCCCUUUGGACAGAGACAUCCUCUCAACUGUAAUUCUUACAACAUCACAGGGUGCACGCUUACAAUUGAUAAGUCGCUUUAUGAAAAGGCCGAUGGUGUCAUUUUUCACCACAGAGAUAUUCAUCCUGGUACUAUGCCAACAGAGCCACGCCCCUGGUUUCAAAAAUGGAUCUGGUUUAACAUGGAGUCACCCGUGUACUCAGGUGUAUUACCAAGUCUUGAUAAUGUAUUCAACUUGACCAUGAGUUAUCGACUUGAUUCGACCAUCUUAAUACCUUACGGUACUCUGGAACUACUGCAAUCCAAAAGAGAGUCUUUAGAACUGCCGGCAAAGAACAAGCUGCUCUGUUGGAUCGUUAGUCACUGGGAACAACGUUUAGAGAGAGUACGGUACUUUCAAGAACUGAAAAAAUAUAUCAACGUAUCACUUUAUGGAAACGCUUUUGGGAACGCCGUGGGAGACGAUGAGUACAAGGACAUUGUAUCCAGUUGUAAAUUUUAUCUGGCAUUUGAAAACUCUGUUUGCAAAGACUAUAUUUCGGAGAAAUUAUUUCUCCCUUUGGAAUUAGGGACUGUACCUGUAGUUCUGGGGCCUCCGAGGAAAAACUAUGAACGUGUGGUUCCUCCUGACUCAUUCAUUCACGUGGAUGACUUUUCCUCUCCAAAACAACUGGUAGAGAGGCUGCUUUACCUUGACCAAAAUAAUGAGGAAUACCUGAAAUUGUUAGAAUGGAAGAACUGGUUUAAAGUGAUACAUCAUAAAUUUGGUCAUGAGGCUGCCUGCAAAACCUGUAGAUACCUGCAGAUAAACAGAGGCUACCAGGUUUUUCAUAAUCUUAAUAAGUGGUACUGGGACUAACAAAUUUGCCGCCUCCAUGAGAAAAAGGUAAUGCUUUCCUUUUUGUUUGUUUAUUUGUCUUUAAAUCUAUUGAUUAAA
Messenger RNA from Cynoglossus semilaevis (tongue sole), 2386 nucleotides. RefSeq names its product alpha-(1,3)-fucosyltransferase 9-like. The record is from RefSeq and is a predicted model, not a curated record. Gene Ontology annotation, molecular function: alpha-(1->3)-fucosyltransferase activity. NCBI's taxonomy places the organism in Eukaryota, Metazoa, Chordata, Actinopteri, Pleuronectiformes, Cynoglossidae. The coding region runs from base 1250 to 2308 and encodes 352 amino acids. The transcript has a single exon. Gene Ontology annotation, cellular component: membrane.